Brassica rapa (field mustard) is the source of this 6549-nucleotide messenger RNA. Its product is annotated as transcription factor MYB120. The record is from RefSeq and is a predicted model, not a curated record. NCBI's taxonomy places the organism in Eukaryota, Viridiplantae, Streptophyta, Magnoliopsida, Brassicales, Brassicaceae.
AUUUAAAGCUUGAUUGCUCUGAAUUUGGUGCUGUGGAAAUAAAUAGGGCUGUGGACAGCACCUACAGCAACUACCAAUCACCCCCAUAGCUGUAGAGAGCUUUAUUUCCAGAGCAAAAAAUUAGUGCUUUAGAAAUCUACAGCAAGGAAAGCUACAGCAAAUAAAUCUACAGAUUAAAUUCUACAGCAAAAAAUAUGAAGCUACAGCAGUUACCAAUCAUCCUUUUACUUUGUUGUUUAAAACUGUAGAUUUACUAAUUUGUAUUUGCAAAUAUUUGUAACAUAUGUAAAGAGAUACAAAUAAAAAUAACUUUUUUUGGGUGCAAUGUAAAACUUAUUUUUCAACGGAAAAUGAGAAUAAUAGUUUGAGAAAGCUCUCUGAAUUCGAUAAACUAGUAGUAGCAAGCUGACAUGUGAUUGCAGAUUUUUAUUAUCGAUUAGUGCAGACAAGGUGGAUGGCUAGAGGACAGACAAUUUUCUUGAUGUUUCCUUCCAUUGGUUCGCGUUAUAUAUACCCUAAAAAUAUAUGUUAAAUAUGGUAGAUUAUAACGUAAACUGAAAAUUGUGAAUAAUCAACCACAUGAACUAGUCCAGGUCGUAUACAAUAUAGACAAGCAUGCAGAGAAAAUAUGAUUUUUGAUUUCCUCUAAUAAUUUGAAAUGCAUAGAGUAUAUCUGAUCAUGUGAAACUAUUUUUACUCGUAAAAUGUGUAAUUUACCAUCACCUACAUAAUUAGUUUUUAUCAUGCGAAAUUAUAAUCAUAUCCUCAUGUAAUAAAAGUAUAGAUUUUCCACGAAAUGAUUGGAAAAAAGAGAUUUGGUUUGAUCCGACUUGUAAUCAUCGUGAGAUAUACAUGAUAACUUUUAAUUAUUUUCUUUUGCUCAACUAGUCAAACUUCUCUAUCCUUUUAGCAUUCCAAGCCCUAUAUAUAAUAAUAUAUUGAUGUAUGUUCUUUCUUGCACUGCUGGUGUGAUGUAAACCACUAAAAACUUCCACCGUAUGUAGUUGCGCCCAUACAAUCCUUCCCACUCCCCUCACAUUAUCUCAUUUAAUAAUACUGGUAAUUUGUUGAUUCAAUGAUAGUGAUAUAAAUCAAACAAAAUCGACAAGUGACGGAUCUAACGCGUAAUUACAUAAAAGUAAAACUUGAGACAGAAAAGGCCUACGAACCCGAUUAUAAGUUUGGUCGGUUAGACGGAUGCUAGGUAAUUAUAUUAGAAACCUAGAUGUUUACAGUUAGGUUGAUACUCAAACGCGUGUUUUUCUUGAAAACUACUCAAACGCGUGUUGCCCCUUUGAAUAGCUGUAUAUUGUAUUGUUUGUUAUGUUCUGUUGAAGAUUGAAAAGUAACUCAAGAAACUGGAUUACUAUGAAAUACUUAUUACCAACAGUGUUUUUAAAAUAGAACCAGAACGGUGAUCCGUGAUCGGAUUGGAUUUCACCAUGGACCGAAGAAAUGUCGAGGUUAAAUUUAACUACGGAGCCGUAUAUAGUGUCGUUCCUUUUGUCCUAUCGUUCAGUAAGUUACAUUCACCGUUAGUCGUGUGACUCGUGUCUCAUGGUUUCAGAUUUUACAAAUAGUACUAACUUUAAAUUGUUUAAAUGAUUAAAAAAUUUCAUAGACCUAAAGUAUAUAUAGUAGAUUAUUUGCUGAAGUCAUAUAUUACAAUAUACUAAAAUCAAACUCAGUUUCUCUAAUUUUGUUCUCUAUGUCAACAACGAGUUAGUUUCCAUGAUUUGAGGUGUGUUGCGAGUGUGGGAUAUUGACGUGCGUAUGGACUUCUUUACUUUAAUUUCUGUUGAUGUUUUCUUGUUUGUUUGAUUUUUACGUUAAUGUUAGUAAUGACUCUAAUGACUAAUGAGUAACACAGCUUUCGCUUUUUAUUUUCUUUUUAAAAGCUAUUUUCAAUCUGAACUCUUGAAGGACAAAUCUUUUCACACAAAAAUAAAGACAUUCUCUUCGUUUAUUGCAAUUCGAGGUUUGUGUUAUCAACUUUAAUGUACAUAGCGUUACUAGUCCUUCUUAAGCCAUAGUCUGCAUUAUAUCAUGAAACAAAAGAAGUGUAUGAUGCUCAUUUUAUUCAAUUUUCGCGUUGAUAACAGGAUAGGAUCCAACAUCGAAUUCGAAAAUAAUAAUCGAACCAUAUGAAAAAGUAUAAUAUUAUUAUGGCCAUUUCAAAAUUUAUAUGACUAAGUAGGGAACUAGCAAUCGAAAAGAUAAUUGAUGUAUGGCCUAGAUCACAGAAGAAUUGAAUUCUUCACCAUUCCAACGCAAUUGGUGGACUAACACGACAUAUUUAAUCAUAACUAUUUUUUUGAAGGAAACCUAAAAUCUAUGGACCAGUACGUAUGAAUAUCAAAAACUUUCUCCGGUAUAUUUUGUCAAGCCUCAAAAUAGGAUUCCUCAGCAAGUAGAACUGACCUUAACACCACCAGCAGAACAAACCUGGUCUUGUUCUGCUUGUAUUUCAGAAAACCGAAGCUUUGAAAAAUCAGAUUUUGUCACCAAAGUGACAUGACGAUGAACAUGAUUCCUACAGAUUCUGAACACUACAAGCACCAGAUGACUAUUACUAACGAGACGUUCCCUGGUGGAUUGAAUAAUGGCAGUCUCGACCGGUGUGAACAACAUAAUGCUUGAAAUAUCUAUUGAUACUAUUAAUAAAGUUAAAGAGGAUUUAUCAAAAAGUUCACAACAACUCAUGACACAACAUAGUCAAAGAACCAAUUCUCAAAAGAAAACAUAGUCAAAGAAACGGCGAACAAGCACAGUUAACGAGUACUUCCGAUUAAAAAGAUAGAACACAAAACAACACCAAUUUUCUGCUGAAGAUACAUUACGUCCCUCUAGAAAAUCCACUGCGUAAGCGAACUCGCCCCAAGAGCAAAAAAAAAGACAACUGGAGAAAACCAAAUCGGCUAAGGAAAAAAGAGUCGGUGAGUUUCUUUUCCCUAUAAAUAGAGAAGAAUUCACAAAGAGGAGGAUAUUCACAAACACAAAGUCGACACAAAAACUAGAGUUCUCAUAGCUUUACAUUAUGAAGAGUUCAUUGUCUUUAGCUGAUUUUUUGUUAUUUUCUCCGUAAUUAUUCGCUGAAUCUUUUAAUAAAUGACUUUUAAAUAACUCAUCAUGAAAUCGUACUUUCAUCUCAAAUACCGGAAUUCAGAUUCACUCUCCAUCAGAUGUCUUAUCAUCACAAUCCCAAAGAAGUGAAGAUUCGGCCAAUGCUUUUGCAGCAGCAUCACGAGCAUGGAUGUCGAUAGAAGCUAAAUGGAAUAACAAUAACAAACAAACAUUUUGAAAGUCUGGUUAUCUGCAGAGUUCUUGUAUAACCCAUCAAGGGUACAACACUACCAGCAAGCUUUUAGACUGAGAGGUCCCGAAGAGAUAUAUAGUUCCAUCCUCAAAGAAAUGGUUUCCCUUUCCAGGCAUUUGUGCACCAGCCAGUUCGCAAAAUGAUGAACCAGGACCCCUACCAUUUCUGAAUACUUAGUUGAAUUCCAAUGUUAAUCGUUUAAUGGAUUUGUAAGAGUUACUUUUAGAGAUACGAAAAGUCAAAUCAGUACGUAAAUCUUGUUAUUGUUAAACUCACAUGCCUUAUUUUCACGUGUACGAUUGUAGGACUGAGAACACAAACUUUCUCCACAAAGCAACCACAUAUCUGAUUAUUGGGUUGCAAACGAAAGAUUUCAAGAUAGAUUAAUUAAUUUCACAAGAGUAAAAACUUUUAGACUAAAACACUUUAUGAGUUUGACGGUUAGAAUCUGAUAAUGGCUGUCAUCUUUGCCAAUCCAUUCAACCUGACAGUUGUUUAAUAGAAAAAUGAGAAUCACUUUUUUGAAAUAUUGAAGCAUUGGCCAGUCCUGUAAAAAUGAGAUUCACAUAUGAAGAUAAACGUGUACAAUUGUAAUUAGCUUAAAAUAGAAAAAAGUGAAUGAAACAACCAAUCUUGUGAGUUGUCUGAAAAGACAUAUGUUGCGUCCAGAGAAACAAACACUGUCAAUAUCCAUCUCUCUCUUCUUCUUAUUUAUAUAUCUUUUAUUUUUUGUUUUAUUUUCCGUUGUAAUUUACCAAAGUUACCUCUUUUUUUUUUUGUUCACUUACCAAAGUUACAUCUUUCCCUUCGUCUUGUUGCUUUUCCUUUUCACAGAGGAAACAGUAAAAAAAAGAGGAUCAAAAAUUAAUUUUUUAGGACGGCCAAACUUGGGGGUGAAAAUCAGUUUGUGGAUCCUUUCUUAGUCCCCCAAAAGCCAUCAGUGGUUCCCACAAAAUCAGUUACAAGAAAAUAAUUUUUUUUUUGAUAAAAGUUACAAGAAAAUAAUUACAAACUCUGUUUCUUUGUUCCUUCUCUUGGGACGAAUCUGGAACAUAGUGAAAGCUAUGGUUAUGUACGGAGGAGGAGCAUGGAAGGACGGUGAAUCGAACAAUCACAUAUCAGAUGGAGGAGUGGCACUGAAGAAAGGGCCAUGGAUGGCGGCGGAAGAUGAGAUGCUUGCAUCUUACGUUAGGGAGAACGGUGAAGGAAAUUGGAACUCCCUUCAGAAAAAUACAGGCUUGACUCGUUGCGGUAAAAGUUGUCGUCUUCGUUGGGCCAAUCAUCUCCGACCCAAUCUCAAGAAAGGUUCUUUCACUGACGAUGAAGAACAUAUCAUUAUUCAGCUUCAUGCUCAGCUCGGUAACAAAUGGGCUCGCAUGGCCGCUCAGUUACCGGGAAGAACAGAUAACGAGAUCAAAAACUAUUGGAAUAUGAGGCUGAAACGCCUUCAACGUCAAGGACUCCCUCUUUAUCCUCCAGAUAUCAUCCUUUACCAUCAACUCCAUAAACAUAACCAUUAUCAUGAUCAACAACAUCAACAUAACCAAAUGUAUUUUCAACCACAAUCUUCAGAACCAAGUACACCAUCAUCGUCUCCUCUUCCAUCUCCAACACCAGUAAACGCAAACGCCUCAUCAUCUUUCACUUUCCAAACCACAAACGCAUCAACCGCUAAUCUCCUCCAUCCUCUAAGCUCUCACACUCCAACCACACCGCCUCAAUCGCCCUUUUCCUCACCUUUAUCUUCCCCUCAAAACAACCAAUACACCACCCUUCCUGUUUUCUCCCUCCCGUGUUCCCAAAACGUGAACUUCACUUUCCCUAGAACCCCACCUCUCCUCCAACCACCUUCAUCAUUUCUUGACAAACGCUACAACAAUGCUAACACUUCUCUCAACUGCAUCAACCGCGUUUCAACCGCACCAUUUUCCCUUUUUACAAGAGAAUCUUACACUUCCUUUCUCACAUUACCUUACUCUUCCCCAACCGCUCAAAACGCUACUUACUAUAACACUAAUAACAUUUACUCUUCCUCUCCUUCAUUCUCUUUAAACCCUUCACCUUCUUCUUACCCUACUACAUCAUCUUCUUCCCCAAGCUUUCUUCACUCAUAUUACACUCCUAAUUCUUCUUCCACCUCCUUUCAUACAAAUACAACUUACUCCAUGAAACAAGAGCUCCCUUCAAACCAAACUCUCCAGAUAUGCGCCUUCAAUAAUGUCAACAAUUUCACAGACAAUGAAAAACAUAACAGUACUGGUUUUCAUAGAAGAAGUAUUAGCUGCAGCCUCUUAGAGGAUGUCCUCAAGGAGGCUGAGGCUCUAGAGGAUAUAAGCGUAGACCGACCUCCAAAACGGAGACAACUCACAGCUUCUCCUCCAAAAAACCACAACAACAAUGGCGACUUCUUCUCGGUUAGUUUCGGACAAUAUGGUUCGUCUGAAAACACAUGUUCCUUACAAGGUAAACUAAAACCGUUCAAAACGCUAUAAAUCAAGUCUAGACUUCUCUCCAGGUGGAAUUUUAAAUUUUUUUUGAUAUUAACGCAGAUUUAAAAUCAAAGGAAGAAGUGUCUCUUCAAAUGAACACAAUGCAAGAGGACGUAGCUAAGUUUUUUGACUGGGAAAGUAAUAGUGGAGAGAUCUUGAAUGGACAAUCAUCUGUUGUCACUGACGACAAUCUUGUUCUUGAUGUUCAUCAAUUUGAAUCACUAGCGGCAAACUACGAACAAAACAAUAAUAAUAACUGCUCAUGGGACGACUUGCAUGAAAUCAGAUAGAAAAACUCUGAAAAAUAAUCUACAGGCCAAGAUCAUGAACAUACGAAGAUUUCUUUCAUGAUUUCUUUUAUUGUAUUAUAUCAUUAAAAUUUUACUUGUAUCCGUUGUUCAUUUUUUUCCAAUCCUAUUAGAUCCUUUAAUUUUGUGAAUAUGGAUACGUUGAUGUACUGUUCAUUAAACUCUUUCAUUUUUAGUGUAAUGUUAAAUUAAACUCCUUUAAAAAAAAUAAAACUCCAUUUUCUUCACUACUUUUAUAUUUCUUUUCUACCAAGGACAUUUAAACCAGUGUUUUAAAUUUCGGGAAACAAAAAAUUAUAAGAACAAUUUUUUUUAUUAGCUUUAGAAAUUAAUCAAAACUUAAGCUCUCAAUGUUAUUAUUUUUCGAUCUUAUGGAACACCUUUCCAUUAUACCUCUAUUUAUAUGAAAUACAAUAUAUUUUAACAACUGAAAUAU